Auxenochlorella protothecoides is the source of this 1866-nucleotide messenger RNA. Its product is annotated as Succinate dehydrogenase [ubiquinone] flavoprotein subunit 1, mitochondrial. Lineage: Eukaryota; Viridiplantae; Chlorophyta; Trebouxiophyceae; Chlorellales; Chlorellaceae. Bases 1 to 1866 code for a protein of 621 amino acids. Gene Ontology annotation, molecular function: flavin adenine dinucleotide binding; succinate dehydrogenase (quinone) activity; electron transfer activity. The record is from RefSeq and is a predicted model, not a curated record. Gene Ontology annotation, biological process: mitochondrial electron transport, succinate to ubiquinone; tricarboxylic acid cycle. The transcript is spliced from 4 exons.
AUGUUGCCCGGCAGGCAGGCUGCCACCGUCCUGGGGCGCCUGCUGGGAGGAACCCGUUCCUUCUCCGUUGGGAAAACUGCGUACCCCAUCAUUGAUCACACCUACGAUGCCAUCGUGGUCGGAGCCGGCGGGGCGGGCCUGCGGGCUUCCGUGGGCCUGUCGGAGCUCGGGUUCAACACUGCGUGUAUCACCAAGCUGUUUCCCACCCGCUCCCACACGGUUGCGGCUCAGGGGGGCAUCAAUGCCGCCCUCGGGAACAUGACUGAGGACGACUGGCGGUGGCACGCGUACGACACCAUCAAGGGCAGCGACUGGCUGGGCGACCAGGACGCGAUCGAGUACAUGUGUCGCGAGGCGCCCAAGGCCGUCAUCGAGCUGGAGAACUACGGCCUGCCCUUCUCCCGCACCGACGAGGGCAAGAUCUACCAGCGCGCGUUUGGCGGGCAGAGCCUGGACUUUGGCAACGGCGGGCAGGCGUACCGCUGCGCGGCGGCCGCCGACCGCACGGGGCACGCCAUGCUGCACACGCUGUACGGCGCGGCCAUGCAGCACGACGUCCGCUUCUUCGUGGAGUACUUUGCGCUGGACCUGAUCAUGGACGCCGACGGCGCCUGCCGCGGCCUGCUGGCGCUGUGCAUGGAGGACGGCACGCUGCACCGCUUCCGCGCGCACCAGACCAUCCUGGCCACGGGCGGCGCGGGGCGGUCCUACUUCUCCUGCACCUCCGCGCACACCUGCACGGGCGACGGCGGCGCCAUGGCCGCGCGUGCGGGCCUGCCCAUGCAGGACAUGGAGUUCGUGCAGUUCCACCCCACCGGCAUCUACGGCGCGGGGUGCCUCAUCACCGAGGGCUCGCGCGGCGAGGGCGGCGUGCUGCGCAACGCGCAGGGCGAGCGCUUCAUGGAGCGCUACGCGCCGACGGCCAAGGACCUGGCCUCGCGCGACGUCGUCUCGCGCUCCAUGACCAUGGAGAUCCGGGAGGGGCGCGGCGUGGGGCCCGAGGCCGACCACAUCCACCUGCACCUGGACCACCUGCCCCCCGAGCUGCUGGCGGAGCGCCUGCCGGGCAUCUCGGAGACGGCGGCCAUCUUCGCGGGCGUGGACGUCACGCGCGAGCCCAUCCCCGUCAUCCCCACCGUGCACUACAACAUGGGCGGCGUGCCCACCAACCACCACGGCGAGGUGGUGCGCCCCACCGCCGCCAACCCCGACGCCGUGGUGCCGGGGCUCAUGGCCGCGGGGGAGGCCGCCUCCGCCUCGGUGCACGGCGCCAACCGCCUGGGCGCCAACUCCCUGCUGGACAUCGUGGUGUUCGGCCGCGCCUGCGCGCUGCGCGUCGGCGAGACGGUGAAGCCGGGCCAGACCCACGCCCCGCUGCCGGAGGGCGCCGGCGACGAGGCCAUCGCUCGCCUGGAUAGGAUCAGGAACGCCAAGGGUUCCCUGCCCGCGUCCAGCAUCCGGCGGACCAUGCAGCGCGUGAUGCAGCGCGACGCGGCGGUGUUCCGCACCCAGUCGACGCUGGAGGAGGGCUGCGCGGCCAUCGACGCCUGCGUCGACUCCUUUGCCGACCUGGGGGUGAAGGACCGGAGCAUGGUGUGGAACACCGACAUGGUGGAGGCGCUGGAGCUGGAGAACUGCCUGAUCAACGCGGCAAUCACCAUGCACUCUGCGGAGGCGCGGAAGGAGUCGCGCGGCGCGCACUCGCGCGAGGACUUCAAGGAGCGCGACGACAAGGACUGGAUGAAGCACACCGUGGCCUGGUUCGACUGGGGCAAGGACAAGGUGCGCGUGGAUUACAGGCCCGUGCACGACCAGCCCCUGGACGAUGAGAUGCCACACAUCCCGCCCAAGGCCCGCGUCUACUGA